Myzus persicae (green peach aphid) is the source of this 1298-nucleotide messenger RNA. Its product is annotated as DNA repair protein RAD51 homolog 3. Lineage: Eukaryota; Metazoa; Arthropoda; Insecta; Hemiptera; Aphididae. Gene Ontology annotation, biological process: DNA repair; reciprocal meiotic recombination; meiotic DNA recombinase assembly. The transcript is spliced from 9 exons. The record is from RefSeq and is a predicted model, not a curated record. The coding region runs from base 127 to 1125 and encodes 332 amino acids. Gene Ontology annotation, cellular component: replication fork; Rad51B-Rad51C-Rad51D-XRCC2 complex; Rad51C-XRCC3 complex. Gene Ontology annotation, molecular function: crossover junction DNA endonuclease activity; four-way junction DNA binding; ATP binding.
CCGCUAUUCACUGCCGGAGGUCUUCAUCGGAGCUUCGGACGGAAGGCCCGUACCUUUACUACCAAGUAAUCCACUCAAAACCGCCCACACCCUCUUCAAGACUUCAGGCAACUGACCUGUGCAACCAUGAACAGGCCUAUUUGGACAUUGCCUUUGAGCAAGCAUACGAUAAAUAAACUGGACAAACUAGGAUACAAGUGUUGUGAAGAUUUGCUAGAUGCAUUGGACGAUCCUGAAAAAAAAUCAAAAUUUUUACGAAAACAUAUGGAAUCAGAAUCUGAAAUCCGUGAUAUGCUAAGAACUCCCAAAUACAAGACCGCUGCAGAACUAGACAUUGAACGCGAUAGUAUUGCUACCUUCUGCAAGUCCAUUGAUGAACUUUUGAACGGCGGUGUACAAGUUGGACGAAUAACAGAACUGUCCGGAGCUCCAGGCUCGGGCAAAAGUCAGUUGAGCAUGCAACUCUGUGUUUCCGUUCAAAUACCUGUGUGUUUUGAAGGACUACAAGCCGAAGCAAUUUAUGUCGAUACAAAUUCAAAUUUUUCCGAACUUCGACUAACAGAAAUGAUCGACGCUUUCCUCGGCCAUGUGUCUAAAGUGUUGUCGGGACCCAACGAUUUCAAAGGAGCAGCCAACAGCGAGUUGCUAAAGAGUCUGACCACCGCUGGUAUGCUGAGUAAAAUACACAGGGUUCAAAUGAAUGACCUAAACCAGCUGCACGCUUUGUAUACGACUCUCGAACGUCACCCGAACGUGAAAUUAAUCGUGGUGGACAGUUUUGUCAUGCCGCUGUACCAGGUGGAAAAUUCGCUGAGAAAGAAUACGCUGGUCCACAGCGCUCUCGAUCUGUUGCAAACGAUCGCUGUCGAACACGAUCUGGCCGUGUUACUGACUAACGAUCUGACGACCGCGGUCACCGAAAACGGCACGGAAGUAUUUCCGGCGUUAGGCGAAUCGUUCGGCCAUCGCGUUCAGUAUAGACUUCUGCUGAGCAAAAUUCCCAACCGGCCAAACGAGUACACGGCGCUGCUGAAGAAAAGCGUCGAACACGGUCGUUCCGCAGCUCGAUUUACUAUUACAUUGGACGGAGUGCGCGAUCUGACAACGGAACAACCGCUGCAGUAGGUAGCUGAGUGCUGACAAAGGAAUGAUCGAAAAUUAAAAAAAUCUAAGUGUUAUUGUGAUGCAGUGUUAGCCGGACAUACACAUGAGAUACUACAUUUAUUUUAAAUUAAACUAUAUUACGUGAAUAGAAAUAAAAUAAUUUACAUAAUAAAACCAAAAUAAUUUUUUUUAAA